Penaeus vannamei (Pacific white shrimp) is the source of this 1349-nucleotide messenger RNA. RefSeq names its product sulfotransferase 1C4. Gene Ontology annotation, molecular function: sulfotransferase activity. NCBI's taxonomy places the organism in Eukaryota, Metazoa, Arthropoda, Malacostraca, Decapoda, Penaeidae. The record is from RefSeq and is a predicted model, not a curated record. Gene Ontology annotation, cellular component: cytoplasm. Gene Ontology annotation, biological process: sulfation.
UAAGACUCAAAGCUGCAGUUCCCCUUCAGUGCUGGUUGGGAGAGGGUGCAGUCUCCUUGUCCAGCAUUCGUGUGUUGUCAAUAGAGCAAAACUAACCCACAAGAGAUGCCUUCGUCAGGAGAGCCAACGACCUUGGCCAGCGGGCACGUAGCGGUUCCCCUGGAAACAGAGGACAUGAAGCGAAUCUACAGGAAUUUUCCGACGUUUACCGACGGCGCCUCGAGGCUGUACCCCGGGCGGUGGCUCCUGCUGACGGGGUUCAAGGACGUGGCUGAUCGGAUCUAUAACUUCAAGAUACGCGAGUCGGAUGUAGUGAUUGCGACCUUCCCCAAGAGCGGUACAACGUGGUCGCAGGAGGUGGUUUGGUCGAUGUUACACGACCCGGAUUUAAAGGAUGCUCCUCGCAGUCCACUCAUGGAUCGGCCGCCGUAUUUAGAGAUGGAAGUGGACCAAUGGCCGGCCGAGGUCAAGUCUUUCGUCCCGCCGCUGUUCCACGCCAUGUGCCCCGGAGGAGAUGCUUCGAGGGGGACCGUGGUGCAGAUGCUCGAGGUGGAGAAGGAGCCGAGGGUCAUCAAGACUCACCUGCCUCUCUCGCUGCUGCCUCCCGACACCCUGGACAAGGCCAAGGUGGUUUACGUGGCGCGGAACCCCAAAGACUUAGUGACGUCAUUCUACGACUACAGCAGGACCCAGAAACGACUUCAGUUCCAAGGAAGUCUGGAAGAGUUUGCCGACUACUUCAUGCGAGAUGAGUUGAGAUUCUGCCCCUACUGGGAACAUCUCCGGGAGGCGUGGCAGAAGAGGGACCACCCGAACCUGCACUUCAUCUUCUUCGAGGACCUGAAGAAGGAUUCCGUGCGAGAGUACAGGAAGCUUGACGAGUUUCUGGGAUCCAGGCUGAGCGAGGAGCAGCUGGCUCGCGUGAUGGAACACACCAGCUUCUCGAGCAUGAAGGCGCGCGACGAGGCUUUGGGGAAGUGCGACCAGAUCAUCUCGGAGGGAAGCUUCUUCAGAUCGGGCCAGGCCGGGAGCUGGAAGCAGAAACUUAGCCCUGAUUUGGAAAACAAAAUUGACACAUGGACCAAAGAAAACGUUGCAGAUUUUGGGAGUGACUUUAAAUAUUUCAUAUCAUAGUUUCUCUUCACUUUAAAGGUAGAAAGAGAUUACAUAAUAAUAAUACUCAUUAUGUUGAUAUGAUUGAGAGGUGAUGUAUAUAUGUAAUGCAGAUGAGGAAAGAAUAUAUAUUUGUAUAGUUCUUGAGAAUUAUUUUUAUGCAUUUGAAUAAACAUUUUUAUUGUACUUUGUCUAAAUACUCAGGAAGGGUAAUAAAAAUGUAUAUAUUCCAAAAA